Nicotiana tabacum (common tobacco) is the source of this 942-nucleotide messenger RNA. The record is from RefSeq and is a predicted model, not a curated record. NCBI's taxonomy places the organism in Eukaryota, Viridiplantae, Streptophyta, Magnoliopsida, Solanales, Solanaceae.
AUGCCCAUUUGUAAGGCUGUUUACUUACCUGAGGGUAUCAGUGAUCACUGCCCAAUAAAGAUUACAUUUGAUGAUAAUAGUAGAAAACCAAAAAGAACUUUUAAAUAUUGUAAUGCAUGGUCUGAGCAUAAACAAUUUCUGAAGGUGGUUGAAGCAGGAUGGAAUAUACUGAUAGAUGGUUGCAAAAUAUUUCAGGUGGUAAGGAAAAUGAAGAUGCUAAAAAGAGAAUUGAAGAAGCUAAAUACUCAAAGCUUCAGGAACAUAGUAUCUGAAGCUAAUGAGGGCAGAACUGCUUUGCAGAAUAUCCAAGAGCAGCUUCAUCUUGAUCCAGAUAACCUUGAAUUACAACAAACUGAAAGAGAGAAGUAUCAAAAACUCGAAAAAUCUUCUUACUUAACAGAAAUCUAUUUGCAGCAAAGAAGUAAGGCUAACUGGAUAAGGCUUGGUGAUGAAAACACCAGGAUUUUGGAGCCUUUCACCAUUGAGGAGGUGAAAAAGGCAGUGUUUAGUAUUGAUAUCAAUAAGAGUCCUGGGCCGAAUGGAUAUGGGAGUGGCUUCUAUAGAGCUGCAUGGAGGGUCAUAGGUAAGGAUAUCACUGAGGCGGUACUGGAGUUCUUUCAAACUGGACAAUUGCUGAAACAAAUCAAUGUCACUAAUAUUGCCCUUAUACCAAAGGUGACUAACCCUGAAAAUACAAGUCAAUUCAGGCCAAUUGCUUGUUAUAAUGUGAUAUAUAAGGUCAUCUCAAAGAUGAUUUGUUUGAAGUUAAAGCAAGGUGUGAGUCAGAUAGUUGCUGAGAACCAAACAGCAUUUAUACAAGGCAGAACUAUGGUUCAUAAUGUGCCAAUAUGCCAUGACAUUCUCAGGCACUAUAAUAGGAAAACUACUCAUAGGUGUCUUACGAAGAUUGAUCUCAGGAAAGCUUAUGAUAUGGUGAGUUAA